AUGUUGCUUUUGAUUCUGUGGAAUACGUGUCAUCUCUUCUAUGUUUGUAAUCAAUCAGUUCUGUCGUUUCUUUUGGGACAAACCACGAAAGAAAUAAGCGCACGGGCCGGCCCAACUGCUUAUACUUCCACCAAUCUAUUGGAGGACUUAAUACAAGCACCUUGUUGCUGGCUUUCAUCCCCAGAAAGCAGACAUCGGCUUCCCCACAAAAAUCCAAUGUACUCGUCACUUUCUAUCUCUCCAUUCCUAUCGCCUUCUCCUCUCUCACACUCGAAGAACCUCUUCUUCGACUCGGCUGCCUCCGUCCGCUACCUCAGCUUCUCCGCCGCCCAACAGAACCUCGGCUUCACCGCCUCUCUACACUCUGGCCUCCUCAAAUCCGGCUUCCACUCCAACCUCUUCGUCGCCAACUCCCUUCUCGACGCAUACUCCAAAUGUGGCCGCAUGGACAGCGCGUUAAAGCUUUUCGACCGAAUGCCUCUGAGAGACGUCGUAUCCUGGACAGCCGUGAUCUCCGGACACUGCCAUACCGGAGCGGCUGCCGCUGCCAUCCUUGUCUUCUUGAACAUGUUAACGGAGGGAACAGCACCUCCUCCCAAUGAGUUCACUGUUUCUGCUGUCUUACGGGCAUGUGGGAUGCUGAGGGAUGAGAAGAUGGGGAGGAUGGUGCAUGGGCACCUGGUCGCCGCUGGGUUUUCCCAUGAUGCGUUCGUCUCUAAUUCCUUGAUCGAUAUGUAUGGGAAGGUAGGAUCAAUCGUGGAUGCUGAGAAGCUUGUCAGUAGGUUGAGCUGUAGGGAUGUGGUUUCUUGGAGUGCCAUCAUAUCAGGCUCUGUCCUCCAUGGGAUGUUCGACAAGGCACUGAUUCUGUUCACCCGAAUGCUGGAAGAUGGGAUUCUGCCGAACACGGCGACGAUGUUGAGCAUCACCCAGGCCUGCUCGCUAAUGGGGGAACCGAGCCUGUUUGCUUGUGUUCAUGCUUGGCUUGUAAAGUUGGAGCUGCAUGACUGUGUUCCCGUCGUGAAGUCUCUCGUGAUGAUGUACGCAAAAAAUGGAUUUUUGGACGAGGCAAUCGAGGCUUUCCUCCAAUUUGAUUUUCCGGAGUGCCAUGAUCCCGAUCUCAUCGCGGCCCUCAUCCAUGGUUGCGCCCUGUCGGGAUCUUUGGAGCAUGGCAAGGUGAUUCAUGGGUGCUCGAUCAAGAUGGGCUUCUUUCCGUGCACCAUAGUCGAGAACUCCCUCCUUGAUCUGUAUGCAAAGCAUCGGUACGUCGACUCAGCACAUUUGAUCUUCAAAAGAAUGGGGAACAGAGACAUAGUCUCUUGGAACUCCAUGAUCUCAUGUUUUGCGAAGAACGACCGCGUGGAGGAAGCCCUGCAGCACCUCGGUCAAGUUCAUGACGCAAGUGGAGGUGAGCUAAAGCUGGACUUCGUCACGGUACUCAGCUCCGUACAAGCCUGCUCCACCAUAUCCUCGCUGGAGCGAGGACAGAUACUGCAUGGUUUUGUGAUCAAAGCAGGCUUUGAUUCCGAUUCCUUUGUCUGCAAUGCUCUGAUCGACAUGUAUGGGAAGUCGGGAAGGGUUGGUUUGGCGGAACAGUUAUUCCAGGAGAUGGAGGACACAAGAGACGUGGGUUCUUGGAACUCGUUGAUCGCAGCCUACGGGAUCCAUGGUGAUGGUGAUUCGGCCUUACGAGUUUUCGAGGAGCUGAGGUCCGGAGGAAGGCGUAAUCCGAAUGCUGUAUCCUUUGUCAAUGUCAUUUCAGCGUGUGGUCACUCUGGGCUGACAAUGGAAGGCUACGAGUGCUUCAAGAGAAUGCAAAGAGACUACGGCUUCGAGCCGGCCAUGGAGCACUACGCAGCAAUGGUGGAUCUUUUGGGGAGAUCCGGAAAGCUUGGUGAAGCAGAGGAAUUUAUCAGAGCGAUGCCCAUCAAACCUGGUCCAUCCAUUUGGGGGUCUUUACUGGGUGCUUGCAGGCUUCAUGGGAGCGUGGAGAUUGCAGAAAGAGCAGCGGCGGAGCUAUCUGUGAUGGAACCGGAUUGUGGUGUCUGGAGAGUGACACUGUCGAACGUAUAUGCAUCUGCUGGACUAUGGGAAGAAGCUGCAGAGGUGAGAGCUGAGAUGAGAAGGAAGGGAUCAAGAAAAGAGGCAGGCUGGAGCUACGUUGAAUCGAGGGGCAUGGAUAAGUUCAAGUUCGUGGUGGGAGACACAAGGCAUCCUGAAACUGAUACGAUCUAUGAAGUAUGGAGAAGUAUCAAUGAGCAUCUUGCUGAUGCUUUUGUCGAGUCAUUUUGAUGGGGGAUGCCAAGCAGUACCUUACGAGAUUGGUAUGUCUACUCGAUGGUUAAAGAUAAAGAGUACUCAUCACUGCCCGCAAGUUUUCUCUGAACAGCGACGCCGGAUGAGGACGCAGCGACUGCAGUAGGUAGCCCUCCGCAGCACCGAGGCAAUAGCAUGGAUCGCACAGGUGGCUAUUCGGGACUUGAUCCGGCCUCGCUUGGGUACCAGCCUUCUUGUCGCCGCCGAGAGCAGCAACCAUGGCGCUUGCCGCCUUGCUGCUCAUCUGUGUUCGCUGUGGAAGAAGCUGUCGUGGCUGCGCACUUCCCGAGUCUUCCUCUACUGCGGGCUACUUGUCGGAAUCUGGUCGCCUUCUGGGAGACCCACCAAGGUUCGGAUUCAGUUCAAGACGAGCAGAGGUGAUUACUGGAGCACGGCGUCCAUCAAUCCGUAGUUGGAGAAAGAGAUGUGAGAGAGUGAUUUGUGUGUCAGUAAAUACAAUGAUAAAGUCUGCGCAGUAAUGUUGUGAUGAUGAAAUGAUUUGGGCAUACCGAAAGAAAGUGGUGUGUCAGAGUACAGCGGCACCCAACAGCCAUGCACGCCGCCAUUGAUGGAUCUGGUCGUGGAAGCGAUCUUAUCCACUGUUUGCCGCGGUGAAAAAUUACCAAUGGCUCACAAACAGCCAUGGACUUUGGCAGGCUGCUGUGCAGUUCAUGGCGGAUUUGAUCUCGGAGAGCAGGGGGGUUUAGGCUGUGUUCCUUCUGCCCACCUCGAAGGAAGAAGGGCAAGACAGGCAUCCUUCCAGCAAAAGCAUAAAUGAUUCUUGUAAGUGUGGCCUUUUCUCCAAAAACAAAUGCCACGCUUGAUCCUUUGUAUGGACACAUACAUGAACACACACAUUGCAUCUCAGACAUAGCACCAUCGAAAUUGAAGAAAAUAAGGUGUCUUUAGUUACCAACAGAAAUUGAACUGAUAGAUGAAGACAAAGAAAAUACUACAGAACGGCAGCAGUGUCCUCAGAACAUACGCCUAGAUAUAUGCUUCUGGAAUGCCAUUUAUGUGAAGCCCUCUAGUUGUAAGCUUUGACAGUAAUUAGUGGCUACUGAAUCAGUGAUUUGACUGCUGGUACUACCGUCUUACUACAAACAACUAGACAUGAAGCGAUGCUUGCGACAUAAUCUUGUUAGAGAGGCAUUACUUUCAUGUCGGAGUUAUGCCUGUUCUCGUUUACAGAGUGUGACCAACUGAUGAAAGAUGGAUACGCAGAUUGAACAUGCUGAGUAGAGUUGUCGCAGGUGCCACCGUUUUGAUUUGUUGGGCUACCACGGUCGUCAGAAGAUUCACUUGACGUGCGUUCAGUGGGUGGGCUGACUGUUAGAGUUGCUCCAAAGCUGGCCAUCUGCGGUGGAGCUGAUGAAGGUUCCCACCUCAAUGGCUCAGGGUGUGGCUUUUUCUUUUCGGUGAUAAAGCUUGCCACCACAACCUGCAAUUUGAACGGAACUCCACUAUGUCAGAAAAUUGAUCUAAAAAGGACAGUGAUUGGAUGCAUCAAAGAGGUUUGAUUUAGACCUGCACAGGUGUUGCUGCCACAAGCAUUCCGGCAACCCCACCACCAAGAAUUCGGCCAUCAGAUCCUGCAAUUGCGACACUCAAUCCACCGCUUCUACUACGAGUGCUACCCUCUUCUGUGAGCAGGAAGGAACCUGAAAGAGAGAUGAUAUCAAAGCGUCCCUGCAUGAAAAAUUCUCGUAACUGUUAUAUGCUAUGGCAACAAAUGGAGAGCAAGGUAUGUGGACAAGAUACAGAGAGUUUGAUCUUUAAUCCUUUUAAUAUGAUACUCACAAGUAGGGUGGAUCUUUAUGUAGUAAUUGAAAAUAUUACAUAACUAAAGCAUCACUUUCAUGACCCAAAUGAUGAUAAGGAUGCUAUAUA
Musa acuminata AAA Group (dessert banana) is the source of this 4203-nucleotide messenger RNA. RefSeq names its product pentatricopeptide repeat-containing protein At1g06140, mitochondrial-like. Gene Ontology annotation, molecular function: RNA binding; protein binding. NCBI's taxonomy places the organism in Eukaryota, Viridiplantae, Streptophyta, Magnoliopsida, Zingiberales, Musaceae. Gene Ontology annotation, cellular component: intracellular membrane-bounded organelle. The record is from RefSeq and is a predicted model, not a curated record. Bases 1 to 2289 code for a protein of 762 amino acids. The transcript has a single exon. Gene Ontology annotation, biological process: RNA modification.